AUGGAGGCGCUGGACUUGGUGUCUUCUCGUGCUUCGGCCCACCUGCAUGCCAAGAUCACGAGUCUGGAAAACCGCGAGUUUCCAAGGAGCACCACCAAAAGAGAGGAUAUGAGUAUUUCCAGCCUUACUAGCGAGGGUGGUGUACUAGAAAAGAUUUGGCAGACGUUGCAGGCUGAUGAAAGCCAAUCGGAGGAGGAGCAUGGUGCUGUGGAAAACAUCAUGGCUAACCUGAAUCUGCUAGACUCUGUCUGUCCAGCCGCAGCUAUCCAGCAGGUAAAAUACCCCUGCCUAAUUGCUUUUCGCUUCUUGCUCUAG
Dibothriocephalus latus is the source of this 315-nucleotide messenger RNA. The record is from the annotation of a GenBank genome assembly. Lineage: Eukaryota; Metazoa; Platyhelminthes; Cestoda; Diphyllobothriidea; Diphyllobothriidae.